This is a messenger RNA of Rana temporaria (common frog), 4405 nucleotides long. RefSeq names its product ATPase family AAA domain containing 2 (gene ATAD2). Gene Ontology annotation, biological process: positive regulation of transcription by RNA polymerase II. Lineage: Eukaryota; Metazoa; Chordata; Amphibia; Anura; Ranidae. The coding region runs from base 295 to 4362 and encodes 1355 amino acids. Gene Ontology annotation, cellular component: nucleus. The transcript is spliced from 28 exons. Gene Ontology annotation, molecular function: ATP binding; ATP hydrolysis activity; chromatin binding. The record is from RefSeq and is a predicted model, not a curated record.
AACCUAAUAGAUCCCUCCGCCGACGGUUUCGCGCCGCGACAAAUAGUCCAAACGAGUUUCCACCGCCCACCUGGCCGGAGCGUUCCCCCGACCGCGGCGUGUGCUCUGUAAGGACGGAGGGGGUUCGGGACUGUUCGGAAGGACGGCGAGGGUGUCGGUGCUGUGCGCGGAUUAGUAGGCAGCUCGGUGGCGGAGGGAUCUGUUGAGGAAGCUCGCUGUGUGCGAGGGAAGGUUGUGGCGCCAGAAUUUGGAAGUGUUGGCGGUAAGAAGCUGUGUGAGGAGGAGGCCGCCGCCAUGGUGCAACUACGGAGCUCGACCGGGGCCAGGAGUACGCCAUACAAAGAGGACGACGACUCGCUGCUCGACUCCAGCUCCGAAUUCGUGAGUCUGAACCGCCGGGGAACCCGGAGAUCCGAACCGACCGGGGGAGAGGAGGGGCGCCGGACCAAGGGGUCAUUUGCCAAUACAUCUGAUGAUGGGAAACAUGCCCUGCGGUCAUUAAGGAAUCGAAACCCUGAAAAUGGACAUAACUAUUCAGAUUCCAGCUUAGACAAGACUAAUGAAACCGAGAACAUGAACGGCACAGAGGAGAAAAGGUUUUCCAGGAGGCUGGCGAGGUUAUCACCAGAUAAGACUGUAAAUGACGAUUCCAAUGAAGAGGGGAUAGAGUCUAGUGAAAAGAAAUCAAUGAAGAGGACGAGAGACGGCGCAGAAAAGGUUGACGCCCACAAGGAAGAUAGCCUUGUGGAAGAUGGCCUCGUGGAAGUUCGCCGGAGCGGCAGGAUUCGGAGGAGUCGCUACAGCACCACAAAUCAGUCUGUGCUGUUUGACAAGUUAAUCACAAACACCGCUGAAGCAGUUCUGCAGAAAAUGGAUCACAUGAAGAAGAUGCGACGACGGCGUAUGCGAGAGCUUGAACAUUUGGGGGUCUUCAAUGACACAGAAGAGGAAAAUGUUGAUAUGUAUUCUCGUGUGAAGAGAAAACGUUGCAAUUCCCAGCUUGAUGAGGAAACCACGGACAACCAAGAGGAAAGUGGGGAUUCCUCUGAGGAGGCUGAUGAAGACCAUGAAGAUGAUGAUGAGGAGGAGGAAGAAGAGGAAGACGAUGAGGAGGAGGAGGAUGGAGAGGAAUUUAACCAAAAACGUUACGAGCUGAGACAGCGAAAAGCUGCUGUUCCCUACCAAGUUCCUCUACAAGAGCCCAGACACCAUAAGAAAACUGAUAUGUUUUACGCAAGUCCAUCGUCUCCUGUCAGGCAGCGUCGCUACCGGUUUGGUUCUGCCGGACCUAGAAGUCCAUAUUGCAAGAGGCGUCUUGGAAGGAGAAGACAUGCAGUGCAUAGCAAUGACUCCACAUCCUCCUCUUCUUCAGAUGAUGAGGAACAUUUUGAGAGGCGCUUGGUUCGAAGCCGUAACAAGGCUAUUUCCAGGUGUCUUCCAAUGAACCUGCAGAGAGAGGAUUUAAAGGGACUUCACAAAGAUCGCAUGAAAAUUGGUGCUAGUCUAGCAGAUGUUGACCCAAUGCAGAUUGACAGCUCUGUACGGUUUAGUAGUGUUGGCGGUCUCUCUAAACACAUAUCUUCAUUAAAGGAGAUGGUGGUUUUCCCAUUACUUUAUCCAGAAGUUUUUGAAAAGUUUAAGAUUCAGCCUCCAAGGGGUUGUCUGUUUUAUGGGCCACCUGGUACUGGAAAAACAUUGGUUGCAAGGGCCCUGGCUAAUGAGUGCAGUAUCGGUGACAAAAGAGUGUCUUUCUUCAUGAGGAAAGGAGCUGACUGCUUAAGCAAAUGGGUUGGAGAAUCGGAACGUCAGCUGCGACUGCUGUUUGACCAGGCUUAUCAGAUGCGUCCAUCAAUUAUAUUUUUUGAUGAGAUUGAUGGCUUGGCACCAGUCCGAUCAAGCAGACAAGAUCAAAUUCAUAGUUCCAUUGUUUCCACAUUGCUGGCUCUUAUGGAUGGUUUGGACAGUCGGGGAGAGAUUGUUGUAAUUGGAGCCACCAACAGACUUGACUCCAUUGAUCCUGCUUUGAGGCGGCCAGGGCGUUUUGACCGGGAGUUCCUCUUCAACUUGCCUGACAGAGAUGCACGUAUGGAAAUUCUGAAAAUUCACACAAAAGAAUGGAAUCCACAUCCAUCAGAAAGGUUUUUGCAGGAACUGGCGGAAAAAUGUGUUGGAUAUUGUGGGGCUGACGUAAAGUCUCUGUGCGCCGAAGCUGCUUUGUGCGCUUUACGCAAGCGUUACCCUCAGAUUUACACAACAACCGAGAAGCUGCAGCUUGAUGUGUCCUCUAUUAAAAUGACUGCUAGAGACUUCAUGUUUGCCAUGCAAAAAAUUGUGCCUGCGUCACAGAGAGCUGUUGUCUCCCCUGGACAGGCCCUUUCCUGCAUUAUCCAGCCUCUGCUUCAGAACACCCUGUGCAAUAUCUUGGAAGCAUUGAAGAAAGUUUUCCCACAUAUGGAAGAAGGAAUUAAACAUAAAAAGCCUGCACUUGGCAUUGAUUUGUUGGAUGACGAUCUGAUUUAUAGCGACGAUGAAGGUCCCUCUGUGUUUGAAAAUGGAAUAAUCAAUAGAUUACCAAAUGGCAAAACGAAAGAAAAUCUACCGUUUAUUCACCUCAAUGUGAAUGCCUAUCACCAGCCCACUUCGUACAGACCUAGGUUUCUGAUCUGUGGGAAGCCAGGCCUGGGUCAGGGGACGCACUUGGCUCCAGCACUUAUACACACUCUGGAAAAGUUCACCGUCUACACGUUGGAUUUGGCUGUGCUUUUCGGGGUUAGUGUAACUACUCCAGAAGAAACUUGUGCACAGCUCUUUCGUGAAGCAAGACGGACUGUUCCCAGCAUUAUGUAUAUUCCACACAUUCAUCUAUGGUGGGAGACUGUUGGCGUUACCUUGAAAGCAACAUUUCUCACACUAAUCAGAAGUAUACCAUCGUUUUCUCCAAUCCUCCUAUUGGCAACAAGUGACGUGGAAUAUAGUAAUCUGGAUUCAGAGUUAAAAGAUCUGUUUCUGGAUGAUUAUGAGGAGGUCUUCAAUGUUAAGUUACCAAGCAAGGAAGACAGGAAAGCUUUCUUUCAGGAUCUUAUUUUGAACCAAGCUGCUAAGCCACCAACCUCCAAAAGGAAGGCAGUUCUCCAAGCUCUUGAGGUGCUGCCAGUGGCUCCACCACCAGAGCCCCGCCCACUUACUACCGAGGAGCUAAAAAGAUUGGAAGCACAGGAGGAAGACACGCUCCGUGAACUGAGGGUCUUUUUGAGGGAUGUUACCCACCGAAUCGAUAUUGAUAAACGAUUCAGGGCUUUUACCAAGCCAGUGGACCUUGAGGAGGUUCCAGAUUAUGUCACAGUGAUUGCCCAGCCUAUGGACCUCUCAACUGUUAUAAGCAAAAUUGAUCUGCACAAAUAUCACACUGUGAACGAAUACCUGAAGGACAUUGAUCUUAUCUGCAGUAAUGCACUGGAGUACAAUCCAGACAAGGACCCAGGAGAUCGGAUGAUCCGCCACAGGGCAUGUGCUAUGAAGGACACGGCGUAUGCAAUGAUUAAACAAGAGCUGGAUGAAGAAUUUGAAAAGCUUUGCGAAGAAAUCCAGGAAUCUCGCAGAAAAAGAGGUUUCGCCACUGCAAAAUAUGCACCUUCUUAUUACCAUGUGCCUCCUAAGAACAUGAAUGCACCAGAUGGGAGGAAAGCAGACACAGAGCGUGAAAAAUUAAAUGCAACGCCAUCUGCACCUCCUGUCGCUGCCAGUACACCCAGUGCAAGCAGGAGGAAACUUAGACGGCGGAGCCGCUGGAGCGCUGGCGUGUGUUCUAAAAAGAAGAAAGUACCAGCUGUUCGUGGUGAAAAAAGCUAUGAAGCAGGGAGUGAAGCGGAUCCUAAGGAGUCCAGCCUAGAGCAGACUGAAAUAGAACUCCUAGACGAGUCCUCAAUGGAAACGGAAAAUUCUAAUCUUGACAUCAGUGGCAUAGAGAAGGAAGUGGAGAAUGCAGAUCCUUCCGGGGAGCUUGGAAAAAGACACGAGGAAGUCCCAGCGGCGGCAUUAAAUGGUGAUCAUAAAGACCUAAAUGAUGCGUGCGUUCUGAGAAUGACCCGUGGAAGACAAAUGCAAGUGGAACAGCAGAGCCUUAUAAGCGUGAAUACAAUUAUGGAUGUCCUCUCUGAGCCGGUGCCGGAAUUCUACGUGGAUCACCAGAGCCUUAAGGAACUGUUACAAAAAGUUGUGAGUAAAACACAUGGAUAUAAUGUACUGCAACUGGAAAAGUUGUACGCCAUGCUGAGUCAGUGUAUUUACAGACAUCGUAAAGACUACGACAAAUCUUCGUUAAUAAAGGAAAUGAGACACGAAGUUGAAAAUUUCAGGAUCUGACAUCACAACUUUAUCUGUUUUAUUAAACUGCCUUAAUGUUUUA